Topomyia yanbarensis is the source of this 2341-nucleotide messenger RNA. RefSeq names its product phospholipase A2 inhibitor beta-like. The transcript is spliced from 2 exons. The record is from RefSeq and is a predicted model, not a curated record. Gene Ontology annotation, cellular component: membrane. Bases 728 to 1903 code for a protein of 391 amino acids. Gene Ontology annotation, molecular function: protein binding. NCBI's taxonomy places the organism in Eukaryota, Metazoa, Arthropoda, Insecta, Diptera, Culicidae.
UGCGGGCUGGUCGUUCAUGCUGCAGCUGACUUCCUAUGGUCUGCACUUCUCGACAGCAUUAGGACCUAUUCGUGUUUUGUUUGCUCCCGGCCGGAACCGUGGGAGAGAGCGCGAGUUAAAACGUGUUAGUACCUUACCUACAUAUCUGGCUUUCAGUCGGUCAGUCUGGUCGAAUACAUACCUGUUGAAGCCUAUACAUACCUGUAUAUGCUGUGUGUUGCCGUGCUUGCGCUUAAGGUGUGCGUGAUGGCUUAGCGAACGGCUGCGCCUACUUAUUUAUGCGACUUCGUCACUUAUUAUGGCUGGAGGAGUCAUGAAGUCAUCGCGGCAGCAGCAAAAAAUCGACAGAGGAGCCUCCAGAAUCCAUGAAAACCCCAUGUGCUAGUUGUUUUUAUUUGUGGAAUAAGCGCAACGAAACCAGCGCGAUAAAGUUCUAUCAACAGUGCGACGUAAAGCGCAGAAGAAAAGGCAGCCUAAAGUUUAUCCUACGUGAAGUUUUGAUAGAAAAAAUUGCAGCAGUUCGCGCGUGGAGAACUUGUUCCGAGCAAGGUGUAAAAAGAAUAUGUGAAAAAGUUAAUUUACAGUAAGAGGCAACCAGCAACGGAUGGAAGACUUGUUCGUCAUUUCCGCUGUGGACUACCGUGGCCGCCAAGAAGCAGACGCAUGCAGAUCGCAUAUGGGAACAUUCUUGAACUGAAAAAAAGAAAAGAAAAAGAAAAUUCUAAAAAUGUCCAACCUACUUAAUGUUGUUUUCCUCCUGCUUGCACUGGUAACGUUUUCAGCCGCUAAUGAUUGCGGGGAAAAAUUUCGUGGAAAAUGCAGUUGCGGUACGCAAAUGUACAACUACCAGACGCGCUACGUUGUCAAUUGCACCAAUGAAGGCUUUCGAGAUACGGCCGUACUGGAGUAUCUGCCGAAGCAGACAGAGGUUGUUAUCUUUUCCGGAAACUACAUCGAAGAGCUGCCUUGGAACGUUUUCGGUGCCAUCAAUGAUCUCGCGAAUCUUACCAUCGUCGAUAUGAGCAACAAUCACAUACGUGAGAUCCGUGGAAAAACGUAUCAUCACGUACCGAACGUUAAACGGUUAAUUCUAAACCAUAACAAUUUGAGCAUUUCCCGGUACGACGAUGACGAGUAUAAUCACCACCAUCCGAGAGUGUUUUCGAACUUUAUCAAUCUAAUGGAACUGCAUUUGACGAAUGCUUUUUCCGAUAACACAUCAGCGGAGCUUUCGGCGGAUCUGCAUGAUAUCUUCGUUAGCAGUAACCUAACCAAAUUAGUGAAACUCCAUCUCGAACAGAAUGAGAUAUCCAGAUUCAACGAUAAACGCGUGUUUUGUGAUUUGCCAGCAUUGUUGGAUCUGCAUCUUGGAGACAACCUGCUUACAGCGAUCAAUUUCAACAUCACCUGUUUGAGUAGACUUCGUUUCCUAGAUCUAGAACGUAACAAAUUCGAAGAUCUGCGACCACAUGAUUUGAAUAUGUUGGAUUCACUUCAAACACUUCCCGACCGAUCAGUCAAUCUGAUGGUCGACUUCACAUUCAACCCGUUCAACUGUAACUGCACUUUAAACCCACUGUACGAGUGGAUGCGCAAAACGAACGUGACCGUACGGAAUCGUGAAAAUCUCAUGUGUUUCCGUAACAAGAAGCAUCAGGAACCUAUUCUGUCGCUUAAUAUGAAAAAAUGCCAGAAGGCACGAUCGGGAAAGCGGGAUCACACCGUCACACUGGUGUUUGUAUUGAUCUGUCUCAGUUGUAUUCUAGCAGGGCUCGUUGGUUCAUUGAUCUACAUGAGCAAAGACAAACUGAAGACUCUGCUCAGUCCGAUGGUGGAUCACGUUUCCAAGAAAGUGCAGUAUACGACUAUCAAGGAUGAGGAAGCUCCCGAACAGUAUGUAUGAUGCAGCGUAACGAUCAGGCAGGGAAGGUGUGCGCCGCGUGUGGAGUGUGUGUAAGCAGCGCAUGAACAGAAAGACAGUGAUCGAGGUGGAACCACGAAAAAGGAUCUAAUCAUAUCUAAGUGUAGCUAAGCUUAAGCCAAGUAAUGUAAAUAAAAGAAAGAGAAUUUUAACUUUACACUAUUUAAGCGAAUUCAAAUGAGCUACUAAUGCAACUAACGCUAAAAGCAGGAUUAAUUAAUUCAAAAGACAUCGUUACUUAAAAUGACCUUAGGUUCCCUAGAAUAGGAUAAAUGUUUUAUCUUAAUUUUUUGUUAAGAGUAGUGUCUAGCAAUACGAUAGUAAUAUUUCCAAAAUAGUAGAUAAAUUAAGGAGACGAAUGGAUUGAUUAACCGAAUAAAUUUUUCAGGUUCUUUAAUGCGCGCUAACAUAAUUGUUUGA